Protopolystoma xenopodis is the source of this 453-nucleotide messenger RNA. The record is from the annotation of a GenBank genome assembly. Lineage: Eukaryota; Metazoa; Platyhelminthes; Monogenea; Polystomatidea; Polystomatidae.
AUGGCAAGACUCACUGACGAUGCCGGCGAAUCGUCUGGGAAUGUACCACGUCCACGGUCCUACUCUGGAAAUGCUGAUGCAUACAGUGGACUCCGGACUAGAGGAGGGCUAUUAUCUCCACUUCGAGAUGGCGGUUUCCAACCCUUCUUUGAAUGGGGUACAGUGAGAAAAGGAUCAUUACCGAGCCAUAUUCUGUACAAAAAAGUCAGCCCUGGCAUCACCUUGCAUUCAAGAGGUGUUGACCUCACGUCGGGGAAUGGAGCAAGAAAGGUUGUAGGUUUUGGUUGUCAAAUGACCCAAGAACAUUUUGCUCAGCCUCGGUACCUAAUACGUCAAACGGCUGAACUCGCCUUACCCUCCUUGCGCUUUCAUUACGGCCAAAAGCCAAGAGACACAGGGUCUGAGUUCGACUCCCGCUGGUUAGUGGGCCUAACCGAGCCCGGGCAGAAUUGA